AAACGUCUUUUACAUCGGUUAUAAAAGUAAUUGGAUGAGAAAGCAGCACUUCGUGGAGGGCGCCUGUACGGCUGCGGCUCUUCUGACAUUUGUGAGACUUUCACUUCUCCCAUACCGAGCUCUUACUUUGCAGUGAAGCGGCCUGUCAGAGUAAAUGGGUCCAGUAAUUGGAAUGACUCCAGAUAAGAGAGCCGAAGCCCCAGGCUCCGAGAAGGGGGCGGGACUCAGCCAGGUCUACAGAAUGGGAAGCUUGCCGGAAGCCGUCGAUGCUGCCCGGCCGAAGGCCACUCUCGUGGGCAGUGAGUCAGCAGAUGACGAACUGACAAACUUGAACUGGCUUCAUGAAAGUACCAAUCUGCUCACCAACUUCAGCCUGGGCAGCGAGGGUCUCGCGGUGGCGAGCCCGCUGUACGACAUAGAGGGAGGCGAUGUGCCGUCCCGUGGGCCAUCCUGCUGCCAGAACCCAGAGAAAAAGUCAGCCUCCUCCAAGCCCCCGUACUCCUUCAGUCUUCUCAUCUACAUGGCUAUUGAACACUCUCCAAACAAGUGUUUGCCGGUCAAGGAGAUCUAUAGCUGGAUUCUGGACCGCUUCCCGUAUUUUGCUACAGCACCGACGGGGUGGAAGAAUUCUGUUCGCCAUAAUCUGUCCCUGAACAAAUGUUUUCAGAAGGUGGAGAGAAGUCACGGCAAGGUUAAUGGAAAAGGUUCUUUGUGGUGUGUUGAUCCAGAAUAUAAACCCAAUCUUAUGCAGGCACUGAAGAAGCAACCCUUUUCCUCUCCACAAAGUGGCUCUUUAUCACCUCACUGCUUACACUCUGUUCUCAAGCAGAACCAGGCACAAACCCUCAAAGGUAUGUGUGAAGAAUCUGACAUUGACGCCGCCACUGCAAUGAUACUUCUAAAUACGUCUAUAGAACAAGGGAUUUUAGAAUGUGAGAAGCCUCUUCCUCUGAAAACAUCACUGCAAAAGAAGAGGAGCUAUGGCCAUGCCUUCAGUCAUCCUAGUGCCGUACGACUGCAGGAGAGCGACUCCUUCGCUGCCAGCACUGACCCGAAAGAAGACCACAACUACAGCGCCAGCAGCAUGGCAGCCCAGCGGUGUGCGUCCAGGUCGAGCGUGUCUUCCCUGUCCUCUGUGGACGAGGUGUACGAGUUCAUCCCAAAGAGCAGCCACGCGGAAAGGGACGGCAGCGAAGGGUUCCGCAGCGAAGAGGAUACAGACGGCGAUUAUGAGGAGGACCCCCUCGGAGACAGCGGCUACGUGGCGCAGGCUUGCGCAGGCAUCGCUCCGAAAGGGCAGCUGGGCAAGAAGACGCGCAAACAGUCAAGUCAGGAGAUUGACGAGGAGCUCAAAGAGGCGGCUGGGUCUCUGCUGCACCUUGCGGGAAUUCGUACGUGCCUAGGUUCCCUGAUAAGUACUGCAAAAAUACAGAGUCAGAAGCAGCGGAAAAAGUAGAAAUCCUGGUGGGUGUGAAAUUAUCUUAAAGUGCGGCAAUACUCUUCUACUUAACCCUGUCAGGGGGUGUCAAGCCAUAACGGACUCCGUUAGUUUUUAGGGGGGGGGAAGGGUGCCAAUUACUUGUUUCUUUCAGAACAUGUUUGGUAACUUUUUUUUUUACAUUUUUUUAUUAAACAAGUGCUGUUAGGAUCAUGCCCAACCAUAAAUACACGAUAUAAAAACCAAAAGCAUAACUUCCAUAAGUGUCUCCAAGAUUUGGAAAUUUUUAAUGUAUGAAAAUCCCCAGUCUCUCUCUUAAAGGAAAAAUCUCUUCUCUUAAUACGUCACAGUGUAAGGUUUGGGAACUCUGUACCUUUUUUUGUUUUCCUUUCCAUUCUGUCAUUAACUGGAGUUACUGAUCCAGGUAAAAAUUGCCCUGAUAUCUUUCUCACAUCUUCCUCUCCUGACACAGUCCAGUAGGGUAAGAUUAGAUUUUUUUUUGGUCUUCUUUCUUAUUUUAAAUUAUUUUUUGUUGCAGCAUGAGCGGCAUCAGAUAUAAAUUGGAAAAGAUCCUAGAAUGUCUUAGAAAGUUCUUUUGUUGACAUAAGUAGCAAAUACAAAAAGUUCUAAGAUUUAGAAAAAGUAGUUUCAGGGUGUGAUUUCAUCUAAGCACUCUAAUUACUGUUACGGUACAAAAGUAUCUUUGAAAUGUCUUUAACAGAUACGCAGAGCAUUCACUGGGGCCCUUUCAUUCCUUCCCAAAGUGCUUUGCAAACGCUGUUUAAGUGUUAGCCACUAGCUGUCUUUGUUGAAUAGAAAUUAUCCAAUAAGGGGAGAUAGCCAUAGGGUGCUUAAUGGAGUGAUGUCCAUGUUGGCAUACUUUGCAAUAAGAGAACCUUUCACUUGCUUUCCAAAUGCGCUGCAUUCCGAGAGUCUUACAGUAGGAAUGGAGUGUAGUGAAACAUUUUCAGUAAUUAUUACUUACGUUACCGUACGCUAAGGUAGGCCAUUUAGGAAAAAAUUUCUUUCUAAAUUUUGUACGAGUUAUAAUUGCUGAAUUAACUUUAACACACAUGAUGAAGCUGUAGAAAUAAAAUACCUUCAGGGAUUUAAAACUCAUAUAAAAUGAGAUCUUAUACAGUACUCUAGGAGGAGGCAGUGUAAUACUCGUAUGUGCCAUUAAUCCAUGGUAAAAGAUUUUAUAUUAUUUCAGAAGUGCAUUGACUAAGGUAUUUUAAGUAUUUGAACAAAACCUGCUUGUAUGAGACAGUUUUUCAUAUCAUUUACAUAGCUUGACUGUAUUAUUCAGAAAAAACAAGGGAUUCUAAUACUGUAACUCACUAUGUAUAUACAUAUGUGUGUACUUUUUACGGUGGUGGGAGCAGCUUUCCAAAAGUUCAGUCUUGUCCGGUGGUGUAUCCUAUGUCACACAUAGACAAUGAAUUUGUUUUCACUUUCUCAUAAUUUAUAUACAUACCUAUAUACACACAGAGUGUCAGCGCAUGUUAUUAAUUUCCUGCUUUCAGCUGUUUGAUGAGAAAACAUUUUCAUGGAUUUUUAAAGAGAUGGCUUAUUUUAACUUUGGGCAAAACUGUAAAAUGAGAAUAAUUACAAAAGCAUCGUUAUCCUUGAUAAGACUUUAAGCCAAGGAUAGCAGCAUGAAAGUUCUCUCUUCUGUUUAUGUUAAUUUUAAUUGAAUUUGGAUGGCCAUGUUAAUGAAAUUGGUGCUGUUGAAAUAUAAUAAUUUUUAAUUUGUUGAUAAUGUAGGAUGACCUAUCAGAAAUUGAAAAUGACUAAUUCAAUCUCUUUUACUAUAGACAAUGAAUAAAAGAUGAAAAGAAUUCUUUACCACACUGUGAAUAGUAAAGAGAUUACAAAUAAUCAAUUUAAUAACAAUAUUUUUAAGUUAUUUUCCAUAGCCCUCUAGCUAGAGCGCAGUAACACUCUUCAGUGGUCUGGUUCACUUUGCUUUGUUCUGCUAGCAUUGUGUACCCGCGUUCCUGCUGGACCUGUCCAUUGCGUACUCCCUACGAGUAAAGGAGAAAGAUGGCAAUAAGGGGAGGGAGACUUAACUCUCAGCUCAGAUAGGGCUCCUCAAGGCUUUUUGCCUUGGUAUAUGUGAAAACAACUUUAAUAGUUCUUUGGUUUUUCUCUCCCUCUUCAUGUACUUGUCCCACAAAUUUAAAUGUUUAAGCUACAUUCAUCACUUGUGAGGAAGAUAAAUGCUUGUGCACUAAAAGCUAACUGGGAGAAGUUACACAAUAUUUUAUACUUGAUUUUUGUACAGAAUUCAGUACAUCGCUUUUCAUUUGCUAAUAUACUAUAGCAGUUACUUUCGAGAGGAAGAACAAAAUUUUUAAUUACAGUACUUUUAUGACUUCCAUUGAGGUGAUGAUCUAGUUCUUCAGUUGAGAUACACAGAUGGCUCAUCACUGUCCACUUAAAGGAAGUCAUUCUAAGCCCUAUUGACCGGCAGUAAUAUGCCCAGUCACUAAAAAAUUUUGCUGUAAAGAAAACAGCUUAGGUUAGAGAGGUUACACGUUUUUCAACUUCUUUUAAAAUUGUGACUUAAGCUAAUACGUAACUUGCCUUACAUCAAAAUAGUACAGAUUUUGUUGCAACUGAUAGCAGUUUAUAAUAGGUUUCUGGUGAAAGUUUUGUCUUGGCACAAUUAAUCUCUCACACCCCAGAUAGAAUCAAUGUUUCUUGAAUAUGUAUUUUUGGAAUUUAUUUGUGCAGUAUAUUACCAAAUUAGUUAAUAUAUUACUUUUCAAAUGCAGAGAACAAAAACAUCCAUACUAAUGGAAAAACUAUAGCGGAUCUCCUCCCAUUUUCCACCUUUGGGCUUUUCCUGGCCUUAUAGCCAGUGUGAUUUCUCUUAACUUAGAGUUCCUAUGUAAUGUAAAGUUUAGCAUAUAAAUGUUUUUCUUUUGCUACUUUCUGAGGCAUUAUGUAAAAGGUUCAUAUUGAUAAUUAAAUAUACGUUAGCAUUAUUCAAAGCUAGAGAGAGUGUUAAGGCGGGAAUGCAUGUGUUAAGGUAGACCAGGAGGCCCUUCCCAGAAGUUUAAGCAACAGAUUAGCAACAGAUAAGAGUGUUUUACAAAGCUAUAAAAACUGCCUUAACUACUAUAGUAACUUGACACCCUUUUGCUGGGGGACUAUAGUAUUUAAGAAGCUUUUGAGACUUUCUGGUUUACAUAUACCUUAUAGUUUUUGUUAGUUUUAAAUGUGUAAGCUUUGAUUUAAAUAAGGUUUACUUCAAUGUUAAUGAUGUAAUCAAGAUAUUUAUUGAAAGGCAAAAGUGCUAAGAGUAUUUUAAUGUUAUACCUGCCAUUUUUUCCUUUACAUCUAACUGCCAGUGCCAUUGUCAAAGCUUGUUUCUAAAGUUGUACAUUUUUAUUAAACUGCUUAAUGUUCAAGUAUUAUGUUCCCAUCAUAUUGUGUAUAAAAAUGUAUAAUUGCCAAUUCAUUAUAACCGUUAUUUAUUUUUGGAUGAAAGUGUAAGAAUGCUUUCCGAUUGAAGAACUGUACUGAGCGCUUUCUCCUUUCUGGUGCGGUGUAGCGCACGUCCGGGUGUGAGCUGUAGCCGCAGACGCGCAGGCGCAGUGUAGCGCACGUCCUGAUGUGAGCUGUAGCCGCCACAGACGCGCAGGCGCAGUGUAGCGCACGUCCCGGUGUGAUCUGCACACGCGCAGGCGCAGGCGAGCUGCUGCUCAGUUGCCAGUCUUCGCUCAAAUUGAAAACAACUUAUGAAUGUUUAGUUUUUGUAUCUAAUCUCUGAUUAUUAAAUGUUUAUAAAGUUUAUUUUUACCAAAGAGAUGCAAUUCAUUAUGAUAAAGUAUUGCAGAAUAAACUUGGUUUUAUAACA
Chinchilla lanigera (long-tailed chinchilla) is the source of this 5306-nucleotide messenger RNA. It is a transcript of the gene Foxn2, whose product is annotated as forkhead box N2. The coding region runs from base 155 to 1456 and encodes 433 amino acids. Gene Ontology annotation, cellular component: nucleus. The transcript has 6 exons. Gene Ontology annotation, molecular function: DNA-binding transcription factor activity; cis-regulatory region sequence-specific DNA binding. NCBI's taxonomy places the organism in Eukaryota, Metazoa, Chordata, Mammalia, Rodentia, Chinchillidae. Gene Ontology annotation, biological process: regulation of DNA-templated transcription. The record is from RefSeq and is a predicted model, not a curated record.